This is a messenger RNA of Dreissena polymorpha, 816 nucleotides long. RefSeq names its product nuclear apoptosis-inducing factor 1-like. The record is from RefSeq and is a predicted model, not a curated record. The transcript has 5 exons. Gene Ontology annotation, cellular component: nucleus. Bases 257 to 784 code for a protein of 175 amino acids. NCBI's taxonomy places the organism in Eukaryota, Metazoa, Mollusca, Bivalvia, Myida, Dreissenidae.
UCCAGGGCCCCGUUUCAUCAAAAUUUGCGAUGCGAUAUUAUCGCCGAUCGCCGAUUGCUGAUCUUUUACCUGCGAUUGCGAUAUUUUUUAAAAAGCGUUUCAUCAAACAUAUCGCAGAUUCUUGCCGGUAGUUUGCCGGUAGUUUAGUGCUAUGAGCGAUAAUCGCUCACAGUCUACUAUCAAAAUGACGUAAAAAACGGGCACCUGCUGAAUCUCGCGCCACCUGUCAUAUUUGACAGACGAUCAAACAACAACAAUGGCAGAUCUCGUAGAGAAUAGGAGCGCCUCUUGGCAGCCAAGAGAACUCGAGGAACUGCUCGAGGGCGUCAAACAAAAUUAUGAAGUGUUGUGGGGCAAAUUGUCCGGCACAUUAUCAAAGAAAGACAAAGACCGUGCAUGGUCGGACAUCGUCCAAUCAAUAAAUUCCGUAGGGGGGAACGAGAGGAACGUAGAAGAUUCAAUGAAAAAGUGGUGUGAUUGGAAGAGCCGGACCAUUAUGAAGGAUGCCAAGAGAAGACGCUUUGUGGAAAGCUCUGGGGAGGCAGCUCUUCCAAAAAAAAUGCAAUUAACUGUUUUGGAGGAUAAGCUAUUGUCCUUAGUGCCCAAAACAAAGCUGUUCGGAGUGCAAGGUGGAGGGAUCGAUACCGGUCCACUCAAGAGAUCCAUGCAAGAAAAUGAUAACCUAGACAAAGGAGAGGAAAAUAAACGCCUCAAGCAGAACGGUAUGUCAUUGUUAUCUAUUAAAGUUAUAAGAUUUGUAAAAACAAAUAUCACUUACCUUUAAUUGACUGUUGACUGAGUCUUCAUAAUAAAAUA